Heterostelium album PN500 is the source of this 1602-nucleotide messenger RNA. RefSeq lists its product as uncharacterized. The coding region runs from base 1 to 1602 and encodes 533 amino acids. NCBI's taxonomy places the organism in Eukaryota, Evosea, Eumycetozoa, Acytosteliales, Acytosteliaceae. The record is from RefSeq and is a predicted model, not a curated record. The transcript has 6 exons.
AUGAGGACAUAUCUAUCAAAGAAUAAUGAAUUAUUAAUAGUUAUUUGUAUUGAUAAUUCAGAUUGGAUGAUCAAUGGCGAUUACAGUCCGAAUCGAUGGGCAGCACAACAUCUGGCGGUGAUACACCACGCCAACUACUUGCAUAAUCAACAGGUACCUUACACUAUGUAUGUCGUGUUGAUGGCAGGUCUCAAUGCGAAGUAUCCACGUUACAUCAAACGACUGAUACUCUACAGUGGCAGUCCAUUCCAAGGAAGUACAGAGCAUCUCGCCGAACAAGCAAAUCUACUGCACAACAACAACGUUUCACUGGAACUAAUAACCUUUGGUGAUAGUUCACAUGACAUCUUAGAGAAUCAUCUUUAUCAACAUUCAUUUACAUCAUCUACAACCAACAAAAGUUAUUAUAAUAAGUUGAUUCAAGGAAAGAAUCUAUUGGUACCUAAUCUUACUAGUAUGAGUUGGUUGGAUUCCUAUAAAACAAAAAUGAACAAUAACAACAACAACACCAAUAAUAAUAAUAAUGACAAUAACAACAUUAACACUAGUAACAAUAACAAUAUUAACACUAAUAACAACAAUAAUAAUAAUAAUAGCAAUAAUAUAGUGAGUAAUUUAAGUGUGAAUGAAGAGGAUGUAGCAUCAACAAGUGGAAAUGGUAAUGAACAAUCUGUAAAUAGUAGUCGCCCAAAAUUACCAAUAAAGAGAAUUAAGAUUUCAGCUUUUUUACCACAAAAUCAACAACUUCGAGAACAGCAACGAGAACAGCAGCUACAACAACAACGAGAACAGCAACAACAAUCGUUUUCUUCACCUUCGUCACAGUUACAACCACGACAGCAACAACAACAACAUUUCCAACAAUAUUAUCAACAUUAUUAUCAACAACAACAACAACAACAACAACAACAUCAUAAUAAUCAUAAUCAUAAUUAUAAUCAACAUCAACAUCAACAACAACAGAUUCAAAAUAGUAAAAAAUCAUAUCUACCAAUGGUUGCAGGAUCUACUGGAGGUUCUUGUAGAAAAGUAGUUGUUGAUCUAUCUAGACUAUCACUUCCAAAGUCAAAGUAUCAUUUAGUGGUUAACUUUACACUGAGUAAACUUUUAGAAAAUACAGAGGAAGAGAUAGAAGCUGAUGAGCAAAAUAAUAAUGUAGAUGGAAGCUCUCAAAGUCAAAUAGAAAUCAAUAAUGUACAACCCGAUGACACUACAACAACAACAACAACAACGACAACCACCACAACGACAACCACAACUACAACCACCACUACGACAAUGACAACAGCAACAGCAGCAGCAGCAGCAGCAGCAGCAACAACAACAACAACAAAAGAUAACAACAAUAAUGUAGAUAAUCAACAACAAACACAAAAACAACAAAAACAACAUAAAAAGCAUACUAUUUAUGGUGAUCUAUUGUUUUUAUAUAAGAAUAGUAGAAUAUUGUUAGAAUUCCCAGCAGGUAAAUGUUUAUAUCAAAACGGUAUUGUAUUACCUUUGCCAGCAAGAGGUCAACUAUCACUGGUGAAAAUUGGUAUUACAAACUAUCAAAUCAUUUGGAGAAAUACAACAACAAUGAAAGUUGAAAAUAGAGGUUAA